AUGCGAAACCAGGUUGGAGUUUUUCUGGAAAGUGUUGUUCUUGCGGAAGCACAGCAUCAACCUUCAACAGAUAGAAGGUUAUGUUUCCUUGACGUGGUAAAGAUUACCAAUAACUUUGAGAGAGUUCUUGGAAAUGGAGGAUUUGGAACAAUUUACCAUGGUUACUUAGACGAAACUCAAGUAGCUGUUGAACUUCUUAUGAGAGUUCAUCACGCGAACUUAAUGGCUCUUGUUGGAUACUAUGAUGAGGACACAAACUUGGGGCUAAUGUAUGAGUUCAUAGCUAAUGGAAACUUAGAAGCACAUCUCUUAGGUUUGCAAAACCGAGCGGGUAUCUUGAGUUGGGAAGGGAGACUUCGAAUAACAAUAGAUGCUACAAAAGGAUUGGAGUAUCUCCAUAGUGGCUGCAAGCCACCCAUCGUUCAUAGAGAUGUGAAAUCUGCAAAUAUCUUAUUGAAUGAAAAUUUCCAAGUGAAAAUAGCUGAUUUUGGUCUCUCCAGAAGUUUUCCAAAUGAGGGUGGAACUCAUGUGUCAACAAAGAUUGCUAGAACCCCAGGAUUUCUUGACCCCGAAUAUAGUAGAUUAACUGAAAAGAGUGAUGUGUAUAGUUUUGGAGUGGUUCUCUUGGAGAUAAUAACAAGUAAACUUGUCAUUGAAAAUACGCUUGAGAAGACUCAUAUAAGUCAGUGGGUGAGUUUCAUGCUUUCCAAGGGGGAUAUUGCAAAUAUUGUUGAUCCGAGACUAUAUAGAGAUUUUAAGACAAACUCUGUCUGGAAAGCUGUAGAAGUAGCAAUGACUUGUGUUUCUCCAACUUCUGCCAAAAGACCAACCAUGAAUCAGGUAGCGGUGGAACUGAAUGAGUCUUUAGCAAUGGAGGUAGCUCGCAAGAAGAUAGGCAAGGAUGCCAAAUCAAGAGAUUCUAUGUUAUCGAUGAAUUUGAAUGUCGAUACUGAAUUAUCUCCCAUACCAAGGUAG
Molecule: messenger RNA, 975 nt
Organism: Pistacia vera
Lineage: Eukaryota; Viridiplantae; Streptophyta; Magnoliopsida; Sapindales; Anacardiaceae
Product: receptor-like protein kinase At3g21340
Exons: 7
Coding region: 1-975 (324 amino acids)
Biological process (GO): protein phosphorylation
Molecular function (GO): ATP binding; protein kinase activity
Source: RefSeq, a predicted model, not a curated record